This is a messenger RNA of Pleuronectes platessa (European plaice), 2974 nucleotides long. RefSeq names its product B-cell receptor CD22. Lineage: Eukaryota; Metazoa; Chordata; Actinopteri; Pleuronectiformes; Pleuronectidae. The record is from RefSeq and is a predicted model, not a curated record. The transcript is spliced from 10 exons. The coding region runs from base 111 to 2096 and encodes 661 amino acids.
CUGUGUUGUAGGUAGACGUGUCUGUGAUGUGACUGAGUUUCAUCUUGUGCACAUUUUUUAUCUGUGGAAGUUUUUCUUGUUUGAAGUCACAGACGAGAGCAGCAGCUACUAUGAGUGUAACUGCAGCAGCCAGUGGAUUUGUUGUCCUUCUUCUCACUGUGACAGUGGUACAGUGUGAGAAUGGCUGGGAUGUGAGUUACAAUUCUACUGAGAUCUGUGCCGUCAGAGGAUCAACAGUGGACAUUACCUGUACCUACACGUACCCAUCCACAGUUAAUAACCUUAAUACUACAGUUCAGGAAACUUUCUGGUUCAUUAAAGAGAGUAAUGGGAUUCACGUUGAUCUAAGGACUGAUCCGGAGUAUUCAGGUCGUGUGGAGAAUCUCUGUGGAAACAACACGUGCACUCUGAGAAUCUCUAACCUGAGAGAGAGCGACUCAGCUGUGUACAAGUUCAGGUUCACAACAAACCAACCUACUGGGAGUUUAACUGGUUCGGCUGGAGUCACUCUGUCUGUCACUGAUUUGCAUGUGCAGGUGAGCACAUCAAUGCAGUUUGAAUAUUAUAACGAUGCAAAGCUCAGGUGUCAGAGCAGUUGUCGUCUUCCUGAUCAUCUGAACUACGUCUGGUACACGAAUCAACGGAAGAUGAGGAAGGAAGGAGCAACUUCUUCAGGUUAUUUUGAUUAUACAGACAGUGUUUCCUGUGCUGUUAAAGGACUCGAGGAUUUCUCAUCUACCUCAAUGUUGUUGAGUCAGAAUGGCUGGGGUGUGAGUUACACUUCUACUGAGAUCUGUGCCUUCAGAGGAUCAACAGUGGACAUUAACUGUAGCUACACAUACCCAUCCUGGUUGAAUGGCCGUGUUACUACAGUUCAGAAAACUUUCUGGUUUAUUCAAGAGAGUAAUGGGAUUCACGUUGAUCUAAAUACUGAUCCAGAGUAUUCAGGUCGUGUGGAGAAUCUCUGUGGAAACAACAAGUGCACUCUGAGAAUCUCUAACCUGAGAGAGAGCGACUCAGCUGUGUACAAGUUCAUGUUCACAACAAACCAACCUACUGGGAGUUUAAAUGGUUCAGCUGGAGUCACUCUGAAUGUCACAGACCCUCAGCUCCAGGUACAUGUGAGGAGAUCAACAGCCAAUCAAUCUUCUACCUGGACAGAGCUGACCUGUCACAGCAGCUGUAAGCUCCCUGAUCAUCUUUCCUACGUUUGGUACAAUAACAAUAAACCUGUUGGACGAAAAAAAUACUUUCAGUUCCGACACUUUAAUCCUGAAGACAGCUAUCACUGUGCUAUAGAAGGACAGGAGCGUUUCCCUUCUCCUACAUUGUACUAUCCUUCAGACGCUCCAAAGCCUCCCACUGUGUCAGUGAGUCCCUCUGGUGAGAUCAUGGAGGGCAGCUCAGUGACUCUGACCUGCAGCAGUGAUGCUAACCCAGCAGCUCACUACACCUGGUACAAGAGAAGUGGAGAUAAACAAGUUCAACGUCUCUGUGAAGAGACACAAUUUGUCCUCAGCUCCAUCCGGUCUUCAGACUCUGGAGAGUUUUACUGCACAGCUGAGAAUGAGCUGGGAAGGAGUUCAGCAAACAUCUUUAUUACUGUGACAUAUGCUCCAAAGCCUCCCUCUGUGUCAGUGAGUCCCUCUGGUGAGAUCAUGGAGGGCAGCUCGGUGACUCUGACCUGCAGCAGUGAUGCUAACCCAGCAGCUAAAUACACCUGGUACAAGGAGGACGAGGACUCACCAACAGCAUCAGGACAAAACGUCAUCAUCACUGAUAUCACAGCUGAACAUGGUGGAAAGUAUCAGUGUGAGGCCCAGAACACACAAGGACGUAGUAACACCACCUUACAUCUGACUGUUGGAGCAGGGAAGUCAGUGAUAAUCAUGAAUACCAUCAGGUACACUCUGGUGGUCAUGCUGGUUCCAGUGCUUGUCUGGAUUCUGUGGACGAGGAUGAAGAAAACUCUAAGUAUGAAAUCAGAAGUGAAUGAAGCUGUGGAGAUGAUAGAGUUAGACAACUGUCCUGAGUAUGAGAACAACGCUGCUGCAGCACAGACAGAAGACACAGAGGAGCAGGAAGACCUGGUGUGAAGCAUCAGGUCAGAGCCACUGUGACAAACACAACCAAGAUGGACGACUUCAGAGAACAUCCGUACAAGAUAGUUUUACAGAAACCAUAGUGUGUAGUUAUUAAAUACAGGAAAUCUGUCCAAGCAGCAAAAUAUCUGAGUGCAAGCGCAGAGUUUGAGCACAAGCAGAACAAAUCUAAACACCAGCAGGAGCUGUGUGAGUGCAAGAUCAGGGUUUUGAGUAAAAACACCACGAAAUCUGAACGUGCAAGUCCAGCUCUCAAACUAAAAGACCAUGCUUUAGAAUGAAGAGGAAAACCAAAGUAUAUUUCCUUUCUACUUAUGGUUUCCUGUUUUCUUUUCACCUCAGGUGCACUGUGAUUGGUUGAUGAAAGUAUGCAAGAGGGAACAGGAAGUAUCUGUCUUUCCAUCCCCGGUUGCAGCAGCAGCAGUUUGUACAGCAUGACCUUCAGAUCAAGAGUAUUGUUGUGUUGUUUCUUUUCUUUUUCUUUUCUGAUGGGUCCAGUCGUCCAGUUUUCGCAGCUUUAUUUCUGUGAGCUUUAGUUCUGAUGUUGGUUUAGGUUGAAGGAAGAUUCUCAGAUCCUACGACCCUUUGUGGGUUGGUGUGUUAGGUUUUCCUACUUUUCUCAAUUUCGCCGGCCUGUUGUUGAAUUUUUUUUUUUUUUUCUGCAAUAAAUUUAAAUUUUUUUGCUGUUACCCUCUGAACUAUGUUGGACGUCUUGGCGAUCAAACUUUGAGGCUGUGGUAACACCACGUGACUCAUGUUGUGUCUUAUAUGUGAUAUUAAUGUGGUUAUUACAUGGAUAAUGAAUUAUUAUGUAUCGUGAUUUAUUGAUUCUUUCUUAAAUAAAUGUUUUGGUCUUUUGUUUUCACUCCUUA